This is a messenger RNA of Psylliodes chrysocephalus, 1854 nucleotides long. NCBI's taxonomy places the organism in Eukaryota, Metazoa, Arthropoda, Insecta, Coleoptera, Chrysomelidae. The record is from the annotation of a GenBank genome assembly.
AUGAUGUUAAGAUGGUGCGUGUUUCUUCUCCUUUUUGGUAUUGGCUUAAUGCAUACCCAGAAACCGAAUAUUAUUAUAAUCAUGGCAGACGAUAUGGGCUUCAAUGAUGUAGGAUUCCACGGCAGUGAUGAAAUUCCAACCCCUAAUAUAGAUGCUCUAGCGUACAAUGGAGUAAUUUUAAACACGCAUUACACUCAAUCACUUUGUACACCAUCAAGAGCGGCUUUCCUCACUGGAAAAUAUCCCAUACACACAGGUAUGCAACAUAGGGUCAUACUAGAGUCAGAACCUUACGGACUUCCUCUAAAUGAAACGCUAAUGCCUCAACUUUUAAAACAGAACGGAUACGCCACGCAUGCUGUAGGAAAGUGGCACUUGGGUUUUUCCAAAAAAGAAUAUACACCCACUUUUAGAGGAUUCGACACACAUUAUGGAUAUUGGUUGAUGUUCCACGAUUACUUCACGCAUAUGACCAAAGCACACUUAUCAAACGAUACUGGUUACGACUUCAGAAGAAAUCUUGAUGUCGACUGGGACGCUAAAGGCAAAUACAGUACGACGUUAUUUACUAAUGAAGCUGUGAAAUUAAUAAGUGAACAUAACACUAAUAAUCCGAUGUUUUUAUAUUUGGCCCAUAUCGCACCCCAUGCUGGGAACGAUGCUAAUCCAUUGCAAGCACCUGUUGAAGAAAUUGCUAAAUUUGCUCAUAUUAAAGAUCCAGAACGACGUAUUUACGCAGCCAUGGUAUCCAUGUUGGAUCAAAGUGUUGGAACGGUGAUCGAAGCUUUACAAGAAAAACAAAUGCUGCAAAACUCCGUGAUUCUCUUUCUUUCGGACAAUGGGGCUACAAAAUACGGUUCGAAUUAUCCCUUCAAAGGGUUAAAAGAAUCGUCAUGGGAAGGAGCUAACAGAAAUUUAGCAGCAAUAUGGAGUCCUCUCAUUCAAAAAUCUCAAAGGGUUUCUAAUCAUUUGAUGCAUAUCUCCGACUGGUUACCAACAUUCUACUCCAUAGCUGGUUUAAAUAAAAGACAAAUUCCAAAUAUCGAUGGUCUAGAUAUGUGGGAAUCGAUUUCCGAAGACAAAGAGAGCCCAAGAACAGAAAUGCUCUACAAUAUCGAUGAUAUUGCUAGUUGGGGAGCAAUCAGACAAGGUGAUUGGAAAUAUAUAUACGGUUCUACUGGCACUGAAAAGGAUUUGUGGUACGGAAAUGAUGGGAAAAAACCGGAAUAUUCUUACGAUGUCAAUCAAAUAUUAUCAUCAAAAUCAGCGACAGCCUUCGCUGGACUAAUAACCUACCAACAAAUUAGAGACAAGAACUCAAACACGAAAAGACGCAGAGAACUCAAAAUAAUUGAUAAAAAUGAUAUUGAAAUGUUAAGAAAGCAAGCCACAGUUCAUUGCGGACCUUUUACUUUCGAAUAUCAACUAAAAGAGAACGAGUGCAAUCUUAAUCAAUCGCCAUGUUUGUUCAACAUAAGGGAAGACCCUUGCGAAAGAGUAAAUCUGGCUUCCACAGCUCCAAACAUCGUAAAAAACUUAGAACAACUUCUUCUGGAAUAUAGGAAAAACAUAGUACCUGCCUUAAAUAGACCUCGAGACCCCAGGUCGAAUCCAAUCAAUUGGAAUAACACUUGGACCAACUGGGAAGACUACGAUCAAGAUUUUAGAAGCAGAGUAAUUAACAAUAGAAUAGUAAACAGCAGAGAAAUAAACAGUAAUAAACCUAUUUCGUCGAUAAAUAUCAGUAUAAUUAUAGUAUCCUCUAUAUUGAUACUUUUUAUGGUAUUUGGUUUAUCUAAACUAGCUGAUAUCGAAGCGAGAAGGAGAGAAGAACGAAACGCAGAUGCGUUUUAA